CAAAGGGGAACCUAAACAAAACGCCAAAGCGUGAUCAACCGAGGAGGAAGAAAGGAAAAGGGAGACCCAAACAAACUGCUCCGUCGUCGUCCAUCUCACACUCCCCCCACCCCCAUUCCUGCUGCUUCCUCCCCCAAAUUCCGGUCCUCCUAAACCCCCUCCCCCCACCUCCUCCCCUCCGCCGCGGCCCCAAUUCCGCCCUCCCCGACCCCGAUGAAUCCGAUCUAAGCAUGUCCGCCGCUUUAGCCUGCCACCGCCGCAACCCCAAGCGCCGCCGCGACGCGCCCGAUCAUGCGCUCCCCCCGUCAUCCAAGCAGCCGCUGAUGGCCCACGCCGGAGCCGCCGAGCCGUCCUCGUCGGCCUCCGCCUCCGCUUCGGGGGCCGAUGGCGCCUCCGCGGCGGCGGCCGCCUCGUCGCCCCCCGCGUCGCCGCGGGAGGCGCACUUCUUCGUGCGCGCCACCGACUCCAAGACCAUCGCGAUGCACGCCGGGUGGGACGACACGGUCGGCGCCGUGCUCGACCACCUCGGCGCCUGCGGGUACGGCCGCGAUUUGCGGCUCCUCUACGCGGGGCGGCAGCUCCCACCGGAGGUCACCCUCGCCGAGCUCCGCCUCCCGCAGGACUCCACUCUGCACCUCGCGGCCCGACUCCGAUCCACUCAGCACCCGCACGCGUGGCAGCUCGCGGCGCACAUCGCCGCCACCGCCGCCGGCGCCGAGUCCGGGGCCGCCAGCGUCCCCGCCGCUGCCUUCUCCCUCGACGAGCUCGUCAAGGAGUUCAUCCUCCGCGCCCACCGCGCCAACCUCGGCCUUUCCCGCCACGAUCGCGGUGCUCCAGGUGGUGAAGACCGGGCCACGGGGGACCACGCGGCGGAGUACCUCGACAUCUUCCUGCAGGCGGGCGCCGCCUUAGCGUUGGUUCGCCUCUACCUCUCAAAGUCCGCCUUUCGCUCAUACGCCGAGCGUGCCAUCAAAUGCUUUAUCGCCACGGACCCUUCGUCUUUACCGAUGGACGUGCUUGUCUUGACUGCGCCAGUUCUGCUUGAAUUUUGCCGGUUGCUUUCCUUGGCUGCGGGCAAGAAGGAAGUACUCUAUAGAUCAUGCCGGCGUUCACUUGCAUCAGUGUUAUCCAGUCGGCCCAGGCUCCCCCCGUCCAUGAACUCGCCAACCAGGUUGAUCGAGCAAAUCCUGCCAUUUGCCCGUGAAACAGUGGAUGUGGUCCUUGAAGGACUCGCAUCCAUGUCCAUGAUGGUCUCACCUAUUGAUCUUGAUGAGUUCUCAAAUUUCUUUAAAGUGAUGUGCCAGCAGGCACGUCAUUGGAUAUCCGGUGAGGGGUCGAUGCCCAGGAAUCUGUACAGCAGGGAGUCUGAGCAUGGUAACACAUGGAUGUGGAGGUUCCAUAACAUGUCGAUGGACAUGUUGAAAAGGUUGGAUGAGUGCUUGAAGAGGUUGGAAAUGGACCUGUCAUUGUCAUCAGAUAGCAUUGGGGUCACGGAAAGUCAAACCAUAUGGGCCGCUCGAUCACACAUCCUGGUUGUGUUGACUGAACUUGAUUUCAUCUCAGCGAUUUAUGAGGAUGUGGGGCACAACCUACAGCUUGUGUUGAUGGCACACAGGGCACCGCUCAAUGCACUUGUCCGCUGUUCCAAGAGAAAUGAGCGUCUCCAUUGGCUCGUGAAGCAUAAGAAUCUCCUCUGCUUUGAGGCAAGAAGGAAUUUAGUCUUCAUGAUGCUCCCUGAAGGGAAGGAUGAUUUCGGGGAGCUGCAUGAGAUGUUGAUUGAUCGGUCACAUUUACUUGAUGAAUCCUUUAAUUACAUCGCACAGGCGAAACACAGUGAACUUCGAGGUGGGCUGUUUAUGGAGUUUAAGAAUGAGGAAGCUACAGGGCCUGGGGUUCUGAGGGAAUGGUUUUGUUUGGUGUGCCAAGCUCUUUUCAGUCCGAAGCAAGUUCUCUUCUCGCCUUGUCCUGAGGAUAAACGAAGGUUCUACUUGAAUGAAACAUCUGCUGUGGAUCCAUUGCAUCUGAAGUACUUCACUUUUGCGGGACGAAUAAUUGGAUUAGCCUUGAUGCAUAAAGUGCAAGUCGGAAUUGUGCUAGACCGUACCCUGUUCUUGCAUCUUGCUGGGAGAAGUAUUACACUAGAAGAUAUUUCUGUGGCAGAUCCUGUCAAAUAUGCAAGCUGCAAAAGGAUUCUGGAGAUGAAUGCUUCUGAAAUUGAUGAUCUAUACCUAACAUUUUCCCGAGGAGCUCAUGAAUUAGGUACUCGAGAGAUUAUUGACCUUUGCCCAGGAGGGCAGGAUAUCAGUGUGAAUAUCAGAAACAGAGAUCAAUACAUUGAUCUUCUUAUUAAGAACACCUUUGUGGACUCUAUUUCAGCUCAGCUAACCCAUUUCACCCAAGGAUUUACUGACAUACUAGUUAAUCCUGAUCGCCGUAAAGAAUUUUUUGAGUGCUUAGAUCUGGAAGACUUAGACCGACUGCUAGGAGGAAGCAACGACACAAUAAAUCUGCAAGAUUGGAAAUCACAUACUCAAUAUAAUGGCUACAAAGAAAAGGAUCGCCUGAUUACUUGGUUCUGGAAGGCAGUCGAGCGCAUGCCAAUCGAGCAACAGAGGCAGCUCCUCUUCUUCUGGACUUCAGUGAAGUACUUACCAUCAGACGGCUUUGGGGGGCUGAGCUCCAAACUGUACAUAUACAAGACAUCCGACUCACCUGAUCGUCUCCCAUCGUCUCAGACCUGCUUCUACCGCCUCUGCCUCCCUCCUUAUACAUCCUUGAAAAUGAUGGAAAACCAGCUGCAGAAGAUCACACAAGAGCAUGUGAGCUGCAGCUUCGGUACAUGGUAGUUGCCGGUAUAUUCUGUACAUAUCGUAGGGUAGUCCCAUCCUGUUAUCUCAUUGAAUCUGAUCCUACAAGCUUGAAUGAAGGUAAUAGGCUGUCUUAUUUUGUUUCUUCUUCUUUUUUUCUCUCUUUUUUUGUAUGUACCGUGAGUUAGUGUUCUGAGACACUUAACCUAAUGUAGAUGGAAUUGGUAGAAAGCAGAUUUCUUUUAUUUCCA
Molecule: messenger RNA, 3058 nt
Organism: Panicum hallii
Lineage: Eukaryota; Viridiplantae; Streptophyta; Magnoliopsida; Poales; Poaceae
Product: E3 ubiquitin-protein ligase UPL5
Exons: 3
Coding region: 231-2846 (871 amino acids)
Biological process (GO): protein polyubiquitination; positive regulation of protein catabolic process; proteasome-mediated ubiquitin-dependent protein catabolic process
Molecular function (GO): ubiquitin-protein transferase activity; protein binding
Source: RefSeq, a predicted model, not a curated record